Molecule: messenger RNA, 936 nt
Organism: Oryctolagus cuniculus (rabbit)
Lineage: Eukaryota; Metazoa; Chordata; Mammalia; Lagomorpha; Leporidae
Product: vomeronasal 1 receptor oryCunV1R1643
Biological process (GO): G protein-coupled receptor signaling pathway
Cellular component (GO): membrane
Molecular function (GO): pheromone receptor activity
Source: RefSeq, marked provisional
AUGAUAUCUACUAACUUAGACUGGGUGGUUAUCUUCCUCAUUCAGAUGAAAAUUGGGAUCCUGGGAAAUGCUUCACUUCUUUGUUUUUAUACCUUCACUUUAAUUACAGGACAGAAUCUCAGACCCACAGACCAAAUUCUCAACCAGCUGGUCUUAGCUAACUGCUUAGCUCUUGUCUCCAAAGGGAUCCCUCAGGAAAUGGCAGCUUUCGGGUUAGAAUAUUUCCUAGAUGGUACAGGAUGUAAGCUCAUCUACUAUUUACACAGAGUGAGCAGAGGAGUUUCUCUUAGCACCACCUGCCUCCUCGGUGGCUUCCAGGCUGUUAAUAUUUGCUCCAGAAGUUCUUGGUGGCGGGAGCUCAGAAUUAGAAUUCCAAGCUGCAUUGGCCUCUGUUGCUCCUUCUGCUGGAUCCUGAAUCUCCUGGUAAAUAUUCAUGUUGCUAUCAGGGUGAAGGGCCCAGUGACUCACAAAAAUAGGAGCCUGGAAAACAUGCCUAAAUUUUCUUGUUCUAAGACCACUACAGACAAACUUUCAAGCUCACUGAUUGCAGGCAUGAUAUUUUUUGUUGACUAUAUACUUUUGGGUCUCAUGGUCUGGGCCAGUGGCUCCAUGGUCUUUGUCCUGUACAGACAUAAGCAACGAGUCCAACACAUUCAUAGCAAGAGCCAAUCCCACCAACCUUCUCAUGAGGCCAGGGCCACAUGUACCAUCCUAAUCCUGGUGAGCUCCUUUGUCUUAUUUUACUCUCUCUCCUCUGUGUUGACUCUCCAUGUGGCCCUAAGUGUGAUUCCAGCACAGUGGCUGUUGAACACCUCUGUGUUUGUGGCUUUGUGUUUCCCAACUCUCAGUCCCGUUGUGCUCAUCACUCGUGACCCUCGUGUCUCUAAGUUGUGGCUGGCUUGCUGGUCAAGAUGUUUUUUCCUUAAUGCUGAAUGA